Molecule: messenger RNA, 765 nt
Organism: Soboliphyme baturini
Lineage: Eukaryota; Metazoa; Nematoda; Enoplea; Dioctophymatida; Soboliphymatidae
Source: the annotation of a GenBank genome assembly
AUGGACUUUCGUUGUAUUUUAGGUCAAGUGCUCAGUUCUCACGUCGCUGGAAAAGUGAUGAUGAAAAGCUACUUAAGUGGUAUGCCGGAAUGCAAAUUUGGCAUAAACGAUAAACUCACCAUGAAUACCAGGAUGAAAUCCGCCGGCGAGGAAACGAUUAAAAACAGUCGAGCAUCAGUGGUCAUAGACGACUGUCAGUUUCAUCAGUGCGUUAAACUAAGCAAAUUCGAAACCGAGCACGCGAUCAGCUUUAUUCCGCCGGACGGGGAAUUCGAACUCAUGAGAUAUCGAACCACAAAGGACAUUCAGUUGCCAUUUCGAGUCAUUCCGCUGGUUCGCGAGGUUGGAAGAACUAAAAUGGAGGUAAAAGUGGUUGUGAAAUCGAACUUUAAGCCUGUACUUUUGGCUCAGAAAAUUGAGGUACGCAUUCCCACUCCGUUGAAUACAGCCGGCGUUCAACUGAUUUGCAUGAAGGGCAAAGCCAAAUACAAGGCCAGCGAAAAUGCUAUCGUCUGGAAGAUGAAGCGAAUCGCGGGCAUGAAAGAAUCUCAAAUCAGUGCUGAAAUCGAUCUGUUGCCAACAAGUGACAAGAAAAAGUGGAACCGGCCCCCGAUUUCCAUGAAUUUCGAGGUUCCUUUUGCUCCUUCCGGCCUGAAAGUUCGUUACCUGAAGGUUUUCGAAGCAAAACUGAAUUACAGUGACCAAGACGUCAUCAAAUGGGUGCGGUACAUCGGCCGCUCCGGACUUUAUGAAACUCGGUGCUAG